UGUGUGUAUGUGUGUGCUUGCGUGUGUGUAUGUGUGUGUGUGCGAGACGAGUACAAGUACGGAUAAUUUGUACCGACGACCACAGCAGUCGUCUCAGUCAAUGUUUUUUCUUGUAUAUUAAAUAAAUUGUACGAAAAAGUGCAACGAAAUGUUUACAAAGUGUGCAAAUAAAAACAAAACAUGUUUUAUGUCUUAACACACCGACAAAGACACGCGCACACAAUUACACACGCGAAUUGCAUGCAAAGAGAAGGCGCUCAACUUCUACUCCUCCAUCUUCUUUUGUCUGACGAUUUGCCGCAUGGUAGCAGCAGUAACUGCGUUUGGUUUGGUGGAGAUAAAGGAAUAAAGCAAUGAAUGAUUUACGCCAGCAGCAGGUACAGGUACAGGUAGCAGCUACAUCAUCCUCAGUCAGCCUGGCAGCAGCACCACUCUGCUCCAAUAGCAGCUCCACAAGCAGCAGCAGCAGUAACAACAGCAACAGCUCAAGCGCCAGCGUCAGUCCGCGUUCCAGUUCCAAUUCGAAUUCGAGCAUCGGUUCGAACGGUAAGGCAGUCAUAACGACAACGACGACGGCAACGACAAGCAACAACAACAGCAGCAUCAGCCAGCAACAGCAACGACAACAAUUGAAUGUGUCGACAACAGCAGCAGCAACACAUCGCCACUAUCAACAGCAGCACCAGCAGCAACAACAACAUCAGCAGCAGCAACAUCAACAACAGCAACUGUUGCAUCCUGUGGGUCAAAUAACCAGCACCACAGCAUCGCCGCCGCAGCAUAGACUGCGCGACGAUGCGCAGCUGCCAAAUAGCCCCAGCAGCAACAACAACAGCAGCAGCAGCAGUAGCAGCACAGCAGCAACAAUGGUCGCCACAUCGAUAGAUGUUAAUGGAGAGGAGAAGAACAACAGCAGCAAUAGUAACAGUAAUAGCAGCAGCAGCAGUAGCAGCAACAACAGCAGCAGCGCCGUAGUAGGAGGAGCAAAGGGCGGCAGCAGUAGUAGCCAUAAGCUGAUCCUAAAGCUGUCCAAGCACAACACGGCCAGCAAUACAAGCGAAUCUCUAACGGGCAACGAUGAGCGACGCGUUGAACCGCUGCGCAUACAAUUGUCCACACAGUUGCCAACAACAACAGCAUCAACGACAACAACAGCAGCAGCGGCAGCUGUUGCAGCCACAGCUAGCCAAAUGGGUCAGCAGCAGGCGGCGGCAGCAGCAGUGGUGCCGAAGCUAACAAUAAGACCGAUAAAAUCACAAGAUGUUGCUGCCGCCGUCAAUUCGGAUGCAUCCUCAUCAUCGUGUUCGUCUUCGUCGUGUGCCGAUGACGAGCAGCUGCCGCACAUUGUGCCCAAGCUAACGAUACGCGCAGCUAACGAGGAGCGUGUCAGCAGUGUGGUGCCCAAGCUCAUAAUUAAAAUGCCCGAUGCUGGUGGAGGUGGAGGUGGCGGAGAAGCUAACAAUUGUAUCAGUCCAUUAAAGUCGAGUAUGGCGGCAGGCGGUAGCGGCACUGGUAGCCCAGCCCUGCCCAAGCUGACCAUUAAGACGACCAAAUUGGAUGGCAGCGGUGGUGAGACGCAGUUAAUUAGCUGCAGUUUAUCGCUGGCAUCGGCACCCAGCUCCUCCGCCAGCAGCAGCAGCAGCUCCUCCUACUCCUCCUCAUCUGGCUGUGAACAGCCGGUCGCGAUGCCGCCCACCGUGCCCAAGCUGAUGAUUAAAACAACGCAGGCGGGCAGCAGUUGCAUCAGCAGCAGCAGCAGCCAGGAGCAACAUCAACAGCAGCAGCAACAAAUACCAAAGUUAACCAUAAAAACGGGUGGCAAUCAAGAGCAUCAACAGCAGCAGCAGCAGGCACAGCAUACGGUUAUCAUGACGCUCGACACGAGGAAUGCACAAAGUAUUCCCAAACUGACCAUCAAGACCAAGUCCAUUGAGCUGGAAGAUGAGCUGCAGCAGCAGCAGCAACAGGAGCAACAACAGCAGCAGCAGCAGGUGCCCAAGCUAACUAUCAAAUCGAGCAACUGCAGCGAGCAGCAGCAACAACAGCAGCAGCCGAUGCUCAAGCUGACCAUUAAGAAUCUAUGUUCGCCCAAGCACAAGGUACGCGCUGUGCUUGAGGAGAAGGUGCUGACGUCCAAGCUGACGCUGACCAAUGGUGGCGACAACAGCGACUAUCCAGAUGCAACAGCAGCCACAGCUGCAGCAGCGGCCACAGUGGAUAGCGAUACGGAUGAGCUGCGUCGCAAUUCCGAUGAUAUGGACAUUGAUGAUGCCUUAUCCAAGGAGCAUGAUCCAAAAAUCUUUCACAAUUUACCGCCAGCAACGAGUAGCAGCAGCAGCAGCAAUAGCAAUGGCAUUGUUGCACAGCAGCAGCAGCAGCAGCACAAUAUUGUUGAUACGGUCGAUCUGACUUCAUCGCCCUCGCCGGGUUCCUCGCCAGCGCACGCCGUCAACAGCAACUAUGCAACAGAAGCAACGGCAGCCGCAGCAGCAACAACAACAGCAUCAUCAGUAGCAGCAACAGCAACAAAUCGCAGCUUGUCCGCAGCGCAAUCGCAAAAUUUAUUGCUUGAAUGUCUGCGCAAUAAUAGCAGCAGCAACAGCAGCAAUCCCGCCUCGCCCAACUCCAAUAUAUUGCUCAGUCAGCUAACGGCGCCGCCGAAAAGUUUCAGCAGCAGCAGCAACAACAACAGCAGCAGCAGCAGCAAUUUGACAACUGCUGCAAAAUAUCCACAGCUAACUGAACGCCUAAUGGCGAAUGGAGCUGCAACAGCAGCAGCAGCAUCAACAACAACAACAACAAGCAUCGUCACAGCAGCCACAACAGAGCCCAUUAUCGAUUCCAUUGAGAUACUGGAUACGCCCGAGGGCAGUCCACAUCCACAUCCGCAUCCGCAUACACAUUCACAGCUGAUGAUGAUGCCCCAUAUGCAAAGUGCCUACGAGUCGGAGACAGCAACGACGCUGCCGCCAAUACAACAACAGCAACAACCACCAGCACCGCUGAGCAAUCAUGUCAACCAUAUUAAUCAUAAUCUGAAUCUAAAUUUAAAUCACAAGCUAGACAAUCAGCAACAAUCGCAUCAGCAGCAGCAACUCAAAACCGAUGAGAUUCACUUGAAGCGACAGCAGCAACACCAUCAUCAGCAACACCUACAAACCGAGGCAGAAUCUCCCAGUGGCUUGCCGCCGAAUAAACAGCGGCGAACGGACAACAAUGAAAAUGAUCAGCAGACGCACAAUUGCAGCAGCAAUGACACGGCAGCAACAGCUGCUGUUGCAGCAGCAGCAGCAGCUGCAACAACGCCACAACAACAACAGCAGCCAACGCAUCGCAGCCGCAAACAGAAACACGAGCGAAUACUCAACACAGAGCUGGAGGAGCCGCAACAGCAACAACUUCAUCAGCAGCAACAGAAGCAUCUGCAGUUGCUGCAUGUGGAGCAAGCGCUCAACAAUGGCACAUUGCUGCUAGACGACGAGGAAUUGGUGGAUUCAUCAGCAACAGCAGCAACAACAACAACAGUAGCAGCAUCCGUAGCAGCCUUCGCGGCAAAGCAGCGGGGCGUCCUUGUCGCUGAAUUGGGGCUGUCAGUAGGUGGCAGUGGCAAACGGCGUGGACGCCCCAAACGCAAUGCAAAUGAGACAACAACGCCAGCAGCAACAGCAGCAGGAUCAGCAAUAUCACCAGCGACACCAACAACAGCAGAGCGGCACGAUGCCAAGGUGGAAAGUGCGGUGAAGUCGCGACGGGUGCAGUUGCUGCGCAAGCGGCUGGCCAUCGAUAUGGUUAGUGCGGAACAGCCGGAUCUGUUAAUACCGGCGGCGGUGUCGGCGGCACGGACAAACGACCUGAUGCCGUCUAUGCAUCAAAUGGAUGCCACGGAGCUGAUGGCAGCGCUCGCAACACCAGCAGCAACAAGCGGAACACCAGCAGCAACAACGCCGCGACGCAACGAGCAGCGGCCGAUGCGUGCCACACGACGCAGUGCAGCAACGCCAACGGUGGCAACACCAGCAAAAAAAACUAGCAAACGUCAAAGCAAAGCUGCUGCUGCUGCAGCAGCUGCAGCCGCAGCCGCUGCUGCGGUAGCUGCAACUUUAACGGCUGUGGCUGCUGCUGCUAAAGCUGACCGGGAUGCGGCUGUGUUUUUGUAUCAUUUCGAUGGCGCUGCCAACGAUGCGGAGAGCAACAACACCAGCAGCAGCGGCAGCAAUAAUAAUAACAACAAUAACAACAACAACAGCAGCAGCAACAACAACAAUAGCAUGGCCUAUGCUCUGGCAGCACAGAUCGAUCUGACCAUGUGCUCAUCCUCCUCAUCUACAAGCAAUGGCAGCGCGACAACAGCAACAGCUACUGUUGCUGCAACGGCGGCGGCGGCGGCAGGGGCAGACGCAACAUCUGCAUCGAUUGGCAGCACAUGCUCAAUGCUGCCGCCAACAAGCAUAUUAUCGUCAUCGGAUCCGCUGCCGGAUGUCAUAUUUCAGCCCAAUGAUUUCUCAUCGAUUAUGGCCACACAGCAGCUGCGCAACAACAACAACAGCAACAGCAACAAUAGCAAUACCAACAGCAUCAGCGGUGGCAGCCAGCAUGACUCCCAUGACGAGGAUAACUACAGCACACUGCUGGACAACUCGGGCGAUGAAUCCUCGCAGCAGGCCAACAACAACAGCAUUUUGGGCGCCUUUGCCGGCAGCAGUCCAACGGUGGUGCCCACAGUUCCGACACGUGGCCGGGGACGUGGUCGCGGCUCCAGAGGCGGCGCCGGCGGCUCAUCGCGUACCGGCAGCAACAAUGCCAAUUCGGCGCAGCCACGUGUGCCACGUAUGAGUCGCGGUGCCAGCGCCGUUGCUAAAGCCAUUGCCCUCAGUCGGCCACGUUGCGUUGGCGGACUCAAGCAUCAGCCCGAUCCGGAUCGCAUCAAGGGUUUCUUCAGUCCGUCACCCCAGGUUGAGGAGGACACACGCAUGAGUGCCGAUCUGAACAACAGCAAUCAAUCGGUGACCAGCAUGGAGCCCCCACUGACGCCACAAAAGCAACCGGACUUCCUUAACAACGAGGAGUCGCAAUCUUCGAUGCAGAGCAGCAUCAGUUUAAUGGACUCAAAUCAGGGUCAAUCAUCUGUGGAUGCCAUAAUCGGUUCGGCGCUCAAACGUCCAAAGAAGAAGAAAAUGGAGAUUUGUGUGGCCGAAGACACGGACUUUAAUGCGGCGACCAUAGCGGAAUAUGAUUGGCCACCGCCCAAAGGCUGUUGUCCGUCAAAGAAUCGCGAUACGUUCAUGAUCCAGGAGCAGGUUGCACUCUAUUUGGGCAUUACGAGUUUCAAGCGUAAAUACCCGGAUUUGCCGCGUCGCGCCGUUGACAUGGAGGAGCGCAACUGGCUGCAGGAGAAGGGAUUGGUCAGCGAGAAAAUGUGCGAUUUGGGCAUAACAGCCGUUUGGGCAUCGGACAUACUGGACAUCAUGUAUACCGAUUUCCAUGAGAAGUACGAGGAGUACAAGGAGUACAUACGCCAAAAGCAUCUGCGCGACAUCGAGGCCAAGCAGAAGGCGCUCGGACUCACCGUUGGCAAUGGGCGUGGCCUGCAAGCGCGUGAUCGCGCAAUGCUCUCCACCAGCAAAUGGAACGGCUACUUUAACAAGACUCGCAAGGAGGAGCGUUUGGCGUGCUUGGAUCUGCAAACGUUCACAAUGAAUUUGCCGGUGGCACGAGAAGCGCCCAGUUCAACACUUUUGCAUCGCUCCAUCGCGAAUACGGUGCGAAUGGCGGCGCUGGCUGAGGAUAUGCCGGCGCCACCAUUUCUACUGGCACCGCGCACCUUUGAUGCCGCCUAUCAGCGUCUAGAUUAUGCUUAUCCGCUGGCUCUGGUGCCCGGCCAAUUUGCGUCCAACUAUCGACAGCUAACGCCCGCCCAGCUGAGAGCAUAUCCGCUAAACACAGCGCUGGAGAAGCCGCAGAAGAAGCUAACAGCGCUGCAACUCGAUGCCGCUGCUGCUGCUAUUAAGGAGGAGCAGCUGCAACAGCCACGGCCAUCAUCGAAGUUGUUGUCGACGGCGCUGGCGUUGCGACGUCAGCAGCGUGUGCGACAGCAACUCGAUGCUGCUGCUGCUGUUGUUAAGGAGGAGCAGCAGCAACAGUCGCAACAACAGCAACAGCAGCCGCCAUCAUCAAAAUUGUUGGAUACCUCGUUGGCGUUGCGACGUCAUCCGCGUGUGCGACAGCAGCCCAUGCGCAACAGCAAUGAUCCGGCCAAAAUGUGUGCUGGCGGGUACUCCAGCGCCAGCAGCAGCAGCGACGCCAGCAGCAGUGAUUCUGAUAGCGAUGGUGACAGCGACAGCGAUAGCAGCUGCAGCAGCAGCAGCGCCAGCAGAAGCAGCAGUGGCAGCAGCAGUUCAAUGAAUUCCAACAGCGAGGCUGAGCUGCAGAAGCGAGAACAGCAGGAUGCCAGACUGUCGUCCAAUUGCGGCGUCUGUCGCCGUAGUCAGCAUCGCAAUGCGAGAAAUAUGCCCGAGGCUUAUAUACGCUGCUAUAGCUGCCGGCGCAGAGUGCAUCCCAGUUGCAUUGAGAUGCCGCAACGAAUGGUUGGACGGGUGCGGAACUACAAUUGGCAGUGUGCCGAAUGCAAAUGUUGCAUCAAGUGUCGCAGCAGCCAACAGCCGGGCAAGAUGCUCUACUGUGAGCAAUGCGAUCGCGGCUAUCACAUCUACUGCCUCGGUGUCAAAACUGUGCCCGAAGGUCGCUGGAGUUGCGAGCGUUGCUCGAUUUGUAUGCGCUGCGGCGCCACACGUCCAGAGGGACUGCCACAGACGGCAGCGCUGCAAUUGCAAUCGGCAUCAAUGUUUCUGUUAUCGCCCAGUGGCGGAAGCAACGGUAACGGCAACAUCAGCGACAAGACAAUCGUCAAGCCGCCGGUCAAGCACAAAAAGGUCAAGUGGAUGAACGAGUAUCGCAUCGAUCAUAUAACCCAACUGCGCGAACACUGCACCAUGCUCUGUGUGCCCUGUGCCCGUGCCAAGCCCGCCAAGCGCCAAACGCCACCAAGAACGCCCAGCAGCAGCAGCUGCAGCAGCAGCAGCAGCAACAACAGCAGCAGCAAUGCCGCUGCCUGUACGCAAUCGUCGCCAGCAUCUCAAGCCGCAUCAGUCCAGUUGCAGUUGACCUCAGCGUCGUCGUCAUCAUCGCUGCAUUAUUCCAUCAAUGGUGGCGACAGAUGCACAACUACUACAACAACCACAACAACAGCGGCGGCAGCAACACCUGCACUCAGUCCAAAGUCAUGCAGCAGUAGCAGUAGUGGCAAUAGUAGCAGUGCCAAUGGCAGUGGUGCAAUUUUAAUGGCGCCACCGCUUGCAGCUGAGGCGGCGAAUGCAACGGGCGGUGCAACAAUGCCGUACAACAACAACAACAGCAGCAACUCUGGAAAACGGAUGCCAGUCGGCAUCAAUAAAAGUCAUCCGGAUAUGGCAACGAUGCAGUGCAGCAGCUUUAAUCGUAACAGCAAUGAGGAUGCUGCUGCAGCUAACAAUUACAACAACUCAGCAGCAGCAACAACAACAAUAAUAACACAGGCAACAACAGCAGCAGCAACAACAACAACAACAGCAGCAGCUUCAACAACAGCAACAACAAUUGGCAUAGCACCGCCGCCGGUUGUUGCCUGAGUGGGGGUUAUACGUUAUUGUGCCAAGCGCACUUUAACGGACUUGUAGUAAGCGCGGGACGCGGCAGCAACAGCAGCAGCAGCAACAGCACCAGUAGCAGCAAAAGCUUCUGCAGCAGCAGCAACAGCAGCAGAUGCAGUAGCUACGGCAACAGCAGCAAAAUCUGCCCCAAGCCCCCCUGCAACACAUACCGGCUCCCGCCCAGCCCACUUCCUAUCACAGCACCAAUACAAACACACACACACACACACACACAAACACACACGUGCAUAGUAUUAACAAGCAAAAAUAUAUUAAAAACUAAAACACAAAAAGCUAUUGUAUAUGUAUGCGGCGGUUUGGCGUAUGUUAAUAACUAAACAUUAUUAUUAUUAUUAUUACUAUUAUUGUAUUUUUUUUUUUUUUUUGUCCAAUGGUUUUAUAUUCAUAAAUAUAACUUAUGCUUAAAAUAAUGUUACUUAAGCAGGCAAGAAUUGCAAGAUUCUGCCAAAAUUAUAUUACGAAUUAAACGUAUAUGACAUGACAACAACAACAAAACCAACAAACAACAACAACAAAUGAUCAACAGACAACAAAAUCGAUGUACGCUUCUGCGCCUAAAUUGAAUUGUUGAUAUUAGCAUCUAAGCUACAAUACACACACACACACACAUUCACUUUCAUUAGCUCCAUUAUAGUUAAAUUUUUGGUUUGUCCACACUUUUUUUGUGUCCGUUUUAACGUUUGACAAUAUGCCAUUUUUUUUUGCAUCAGCUGUCGACACAUGUUUUUACCGUUGCAGACGCUGUGUACUGUAUAUGUUUGUAAUUAAUAACACUGUCGUCUCUGUCUCUCACACUCUGUUCCCCAUCCAACACACAAACACAACCACAC
Molecule: messenger RNA, 8536 nt
Organism: Drosophila grimshawi
Lineage: Eukaryota; Metazoa; Arthropoda; Insecta; Diptera; Drosophilidae
Gene: e(y)3
Product: supporter of activation of yellow protein
Source: RefSeq, a predicted model, not a curated record